AUGGGUUUAUCUGAGAAAUACCCUGCAUAUGGAGGUCGUGGUCCAGGUGAUUUCCAAAUAGGCAUUGCCCUAGGAACUAUCACUACGAUAUUUGCGUUGUUGCGCAUUUACAUUCGACUGAGAGUGAAUAAAUUCGGAACUACGUCGUUGAUAUGGUUCCUUUCAGCUUAUAUAUUCACUACCACGUCACAAACAUUUGCUUCAAUUGCUAUAUUUAAUGGGUUGGGAAACCACGUGGAAAUUGUAGAAUCUAAGGGCAACAUGAGAAACUACCUUCUAUACAGUUGGUUGGCGGUCUUCUUUUUCAGUAUCGCGAUUCCACUUGGAAAGUGCGCACUAUGCUCCUUCCUUAUAGAAAUGAAUCGUCAAGGAAAUCCGAGGAUUCGUCUCAGUCUAAUUAUUGUCGGUGUCUUGAAUGUUCUUAUCGGUUUCCCAGAACUAGUCAUAAUUUGGACUCAAUGCAAUCCCCCACAGUCACUGUGGGACCCCACUCGGCAGGGCGACUGCAAUGCAAAGCGAAGCACGAUCUAUCUUUCCGUUGUUGGAGCAGUGGCAGCAGUUUCCGAUCUUUAUCUCGCCAUAAUUCCAGCUGCCAUGUUGAUUCCACUUAAGCUCGACUUAAAAUUGAAAAUCGGUCUGAGUUUCUUGAUGGGGGUCGGUGUCUUUGCUGCAGCUGCAGCUAUUGUCCGCGCAUAUGCUGCCAAUAGUCUUAUCGGGCCCGAUGCUACAUACGCAUCUGGUAUCCUGUUCUGCUGGGGUGAGAUCGAAGAAUGGAUCGUGCUCAUUUGCAUGUCAAUCCCACCUAUCUGGCCAUUGCUCUACCCUAUAGCCAACAGAUUCAUCCUCAGCAAAGGUUCCAAGACUUAUCCACCUACAGGUGCUUAUGCCAGCAAGGGUUAUAACCAAUUUGCCUCGACAGGGGCACAAGGUACUAUUCUUGAGACCACUACGAUUGCUAUUACCACGAACAAAGCUCCAGCGACUGGAGUUCAUGCCUCAGACUCAUCAACUGAGUCUCUCAUUGACUCAGAGGCUCAAAAAACCGUGAGGGCCCAUGAUGGCGAAGGACAAGGCUGGAUAGAGAUGAACAACUACAAAAAUUCUUAA
Penicillium taxi is the source of this 1107-nucleotide messenger RNA. RefSeq lists its product as uncharacterized. The coding region runs from base 1 to 1107 and encodes 368 amino acids. The record is from RefSeq and is a predicted model, not a curated record. The transcript is spliced from 4 exons. NCBI's taxonomy places the organism in Eukaryota, Fungi, Ascomycota, Eurotiomycetes, Eurotiales, Aspergillaceae.